Scomber scombrus (Atlantic mackerel) is the source of this 1383-nucleotide messenger RNA. It is a transcript of the gene drc4, whose product is annotated as growth arrest-specific 8. The record is from RefSeq and is a predicted model, not a curated record. Gene Ontology annotation, molecular function: small GTPase binding; microtubule binding. Gene Ontology annotation, biological process: flagellated sperm motility. The transcript has 11 exons. Bases 1 to 1383 code for a protein of 460 amino acids. NCBI's taxonomy places the organism in Eukaryota, Metazoa, Chordata, Actinopteri, Scombriformes, Scombridae. Gene Ontology annotation, cellular component: microtubule; Golgi apparatus; motile cilium.
AUGGAGCCACCGAAAAACAAAGGCUCAAGUAAAAAGCCUGCAAAGACAAGGACGCCUACACUAAUAGAUGGCCUUACCAAGGAGGAGCUGUCCAAGGAGCAGCUGGAAGAGCACAUUGUGCGCUUGCGAGAAGAGCUGGAUAGAGAGAGGGAGGAGAGAAACUACUUUCAACUGGAGAGGGACAAGAUACACACCUUUUGGGAGAUCACAGAAAGACAGCUGGAGGAAGCCAAGGCUGAACGCAAAAACUUGGAUAAGGAAAUUGAGGAUGAUGAAGGACGCCACCAAGUAGAGAUCAAGGUCUAUACACAGAAGAUGAAGCACCUCCUGUGUGAACACCAGAACACGAUCUCUGAACUGAAAGCAGAUGGUUUAAUGUCUGCUGACGCGAUGCAGAAGGAACAAGAACAGUUAGAGAACAAGCUUCAUAAGAGAAUGGCGAGCAUCAAGGUGGACAUGCAGGAGCUCGACAUUGAAACCCUUGUCAAGGAGCUCGAACUUAAACAUGAUGAAGAAAUGACUAAAACACGGAACAGCUGGGUGAAGCAGCUCGCAGAAAUUCAGGAUAAGUAUGAGAGAAAGGUGGAGUUGUGGCAACAGGAGCUGGACAACAUUAGCAAAAAUGAAACCAGUGAGGAGAAAGAUUCUGGGAACAACCACAUGACCACUCUUAUCAGAGACCAUGAAGCCAUUUUGAGUGAACUCAAUACACUCGUGAAAGACAUGGAGCAGGAUUUGGAUAUAAAUCUUUCACUGAAGGAAAAAAUUCAAAGCAUGAAGGCGAAACAGAGGGAAACGGACCUGCCAGGUGUUCUGCAGAGUAACAAGCAUCUCAAUGAUCUUCUCACAAAGGUCAAAGAGGAAACUGAAGUCAUGGAAAAGAUGAAAUUCUCUCUGCAAAAAAAGGAUCCCGGUGAAGAGGUGAAAGUAAAGGAGCUGACUGAGCGGAAAAGUGAAUAUGCAGUACUGGAACAGAAAUUCAGCAAGCUUCAGCUGGAAAGGGAUGAGCUGUACAAGACAUUCACUCAGAACGUUCAGAAAGUGCAGCAAAAUGUAGGUUUGAAGAUCAUGCAGCUGGAAAAGAGUCUGAAAACCGUGACAGACAGCUUGGAGAAGAAGCAGUCUCAGCUCUCCUCAGUGCUGUCUGCUUCUAACAUAGACCAAACUGCCCUCUGUGGGAUCACAAACAGAAUUAAGGAAGAUAUUGACUCCAGCAAUGACUCCAUUAAAGACUUACAGUUUAAAAGAGCAAAGAUUUCCAAGGCCCGUAAGGAACUGCUGCUGAUCAACGAGGCAAAGCAAAGAGCGUGUGGAGUCCCUGUGGAGGAGCUCUGUGUAAAGCCUGUUGAGAGGAGUUUUGCUUUGCGUCUGGGAACAAACUAA